This is a messenger RNA of Aspergillus mulundensis, 726 nucleotides long. Its product is annotated as HAD family hydrolase. Lineage: Eukaryota; Fungi; Ascomycota; Eurotiomycetes; Eurotiales; Aspergillaceae. The record is from RefSeq and is a predicted model, not a curated record. The transcript is spliced from 4 exons. Gene Ontology annotation, molecular function: sugar-phosphatase activity; beta-phosphoglucomutase activity. The coding region runs from base 1 to 726 and encodes 241 amino acids.
AUGACGGUCACCGGCUCAUUCUCUGCCCCUCCUCAAGUAAUCACCUUCGAUGGCCUACUUUCCGACUUCGAUGGCACCAUUGUCGAUUCGACGGAUGCGAUCGUAAAGCACUGGCACAAAAUCGGCGCUGAGCUCGGUGUCGAUCCCAAGACGAUCCUCGAGACCUCUCACGGCCGUCGAAGCAUCGAUACAUUGAAGCUGUACGACCCCUCGAAAGCCAACUGGGAGUUCCUUCUGCCAAAAGAUGUCAGCUUUAUUGAAGGAGUUAUCCCGAAGGAGUACGGCUCGGAUGCCGUCGAGAUCCCCGGCGCGCGGUCUAUCCUCGCUGCUCUGGAAGAGAGCGGCGCCACCUGGGGCGUCGUGACAUCGGGCACACGCGCACUCAUCGACGGUUGGCUCGGUGUUCUUGGUCUCACACAUCCCAAAGUCCUCGUUGUUGCGGAGGAUGUGGAGCAAGGGAAGCCCGAUCCUCGGUGCUACCUGCUCGGACGGAAGAAGUUGGGUCUGGAGCACUCUUCUUCGAUAGUGGUGCUGGAGGACGCGCCGUCAGGUAUCAAGGCUGGUAAGGCGGCUGGGCUCACCGUCAUCGCUUUGACCACUACCCACACAUUGGAGCAGCUCCAGGCGGCUGGAGCGGACGUGAUUGUAGAGGAUUUGAGGAGUAUUAGUGUGAAGGGUGUUGUUGACGGGCGGCUUCAGCUUGAGGUUCGGAAUGCCUUCCAGUAA